Messenger RNA from Trichobilharzia szidati, 1845 nucleotides. The record is from the annotation of a GenBank genome assembly. Lineage: Eukaryota; Metazoa; Platyhelminthes; Trematoda; Strigeidida; Schistosomatidae.
GACAGUGAUGAAGAGGCGGAUGAUGCCGAUGUUACACUAUGCCCUACAGCAGAGGUAGACGCAGCAGCAGCAUUAGAAAAAGCUAUUCAUUCAGCAGCUGCUGUUGCUGAAGGGAAUAUAAAUUCACAUAAAAACAAUACCAAUAAUAAUAACAACAAUAAUAAUAAUGAUGCUAAUAAUGUAGAGGAUAAUGAUAUCCUUUCAAUGUCUCAAUUAUGCCUGGCCAGUGUUGCACAAACAGAAAUCUCCUCUGAAGUAGUACGUCAACGUGCUUGUAUUGCAUAUCUCUUAGAAACAUCAACAUUUUUAUCACAUAUUCAAACUGCUAUCAAAGAUUUUCAAGCUAUGCUAUCGUCAAAAACACUAACAGAUGUAACAGAAGCGAUUGAAUUCUUUGUUGUGGCUAAACAAGCUGGAAUAAAAGGUUUAGAACAGGGCAUUCGUUUAUUAUUGGCAUUGAUUUGGUCCCAGGAAGAAGGUAUACGCAAAGCUGUUGUAGAAGCAUGUCAAAAAUUAUAUUUACAACCAGAUUCAGAAGAAUUUUAUCAACCGAAUGGUAAUUUAACAAUUGAAGGUGCUGAUUUAAUUGCAACAAAUUUAAGCAAUUUUAUACGUAAUUCAGAAAUGGGUGAUUUAGUCAGUAUGGAACGUGUUAUUCAACAAUUAAUUUCUUCUGAUCAAUUGGAUACUACGCUGAUUGAUUAUCUAUGGCAAAGAUUUAUUAAAUCAGCUAGUGGUAAAGAUAAAGAAAGCUCAGAAGAUGCUAAAUCUAUGCUAAUUAUUAUUAAAAUGAUUGUAAAACCUGGUCCUAAAGAGAUUGAUAAUUAUCUUGAUACCCUUAUACGUUAUGGACUUGAACCUACUGAAUCAUGUCCUAUUGAUUUAGAACGGGUUAAAUUCACAUGUGAAGUACUUGAACGAAUGGUUCCACCUCUUAAGUCUCGUAAAAAUGCUGAGAAAUCAUCUACCUAUGAAAAACCAUUCCGUUUGCCUACAAAUCAUGUUUUAUUUACUCGAUUGAAAACAAUUCUUAUCUCAACAAUAUCUCAAGCGAAACAAGUACUUUGGAUACCGACAAUGGAACAGGCGAUUGGUGUAAUUUAUGAUAUGGCUGAAACACCGGAUUCAAUUAUGUGUUAUCUACUACGUUCAGUUGCAGAGAAAUUAGUCCAGUUUAAAGCACCAGCCGCCUUGAGCCAAACAAAUUCAAAUCCAUCAAAUGAAGUGACAACAGAUAUUGUUAUUCCUAAUAGUCAACCAACUGAUGAUGUUGAACAAGAGAAUAUCCCACCGCCGUCGUCAGCACCAUCAUCAUCCCAGGUGAAAUCAGAUCCAGAAUUAGCCAGUUCUGUUGCUGUCAGUGUACCAACAUAUUUACUGUCUAGAUUUCUAGCUCUUAUUGGUCAGAUCGCACUGAAACAACUUAUCUUUUUAGAAUCAGCUGUUCUCACUGAAUUGAAACGUCGAGCGUCAAUUAAAGAGGAUAGAGAUUCAAAGCAUAAAUCAAAAUCAUCACGUAAAAACAAUAGACCGUCAAGAGUGUCAAUGACUGAACAAUCUGGAAAUGCUUCAGCAGCAGGUCAAUCAACUGUUGACGAAGAGUGCGGUUUAGUCGGUGUAGCCGCUGAUGAUACAGAAGCUGAGUAUAUACGUGAAAUAUGCGAUGAAGAGUUACUCAAAUCACCGGAUCUUAUCCUACAUCAUAUGUUAAAUUUUGUCACCUAUGUCUGUUCACAUCCAUCCACAUUCUCAGAUGAAACUGUCCAACAAUUCAAUUAUAAAAAAACAAAACAAGAGGCGGUGCAUCAAAAAUACUAUAAAAUAUUUACAUUUAUUGGAAAAUAA